This is a messenger RNA of Rhipicephalus microplus (southern cattle tick), 788 nucleotides long. RefSeq lists its product as uncharacterized. Lineage: Eukaryota; Metazoa; Arthropoda; Arachnida; Ixodida; Ixodidae. The record is from RefSeq and is a predicted model, not a curated record.
CACAUAAAUCACCGGCAUUGAAGAAGGCACAUAAGUGGCUAGUAGACGCAGAACUUUUGCUCCUCUUCGCUACUCAGCAUGAGCAUGAUCAUGCUUGCCUGCAUUUUGGUGGCGUCCGUUCUUGGUCAAGCAUAUGGCUUGGCGGGGGCUAUUUACGAGGCCAACAACUACCUGGACACGAUACUAGGUGUGAUACUUCCGCUGCAAGUGAACGAGGCCAAAAUGACCACGAUCCUGCUUCCAGGAUUCACUGUGAACCACAGCGAUGGCACGGGAGCGCUGAACUUGACUUUCGACAGCGGCAUUCUCGUCGGCUUCGGAAAGCACUGGCAACGCCAAGGAGACUGCCAAGCUGCUCAAUGGCGCAAUGAGAAUAUCACCACAACUUGCCACGCAAAACUCGAUGGUAUGCUGCUCCUGCUUGAUGGUACACUGGAGGACAGCAACUCCACCAUCGUUGAGAACGUCACCCUUAUACUUAUUGUCCGGAACUCGUCAGCUCGGAUCGCUCCAACUGAGAGAAAGAAAGGAUACGCUGUUCAUCUGGAUCUGUCACUGGAACAACUGUCACUGGAUGUUCUGACCAUGGGGACGUUGACACCUCUGCCUGGAAUACCUGAGGCCGUCUUCAAGAAAGAGCUCAACCUGGGGGCAUCAGCCAUACUAAGGCGCUUCAUCGAGAUGGAGGCUCGCCAGGGUGUGCUCAGGCACGCGUUCUCCCUCAUUCAUCUGCCCCUACCGCAACAAUAAAUGCGUAGAUUGAAGCAUUUCGUCUUGCACUGCAAAAA